AUUUGAUGACGGAAAGAAAAAGGUUAUACAUCAUAGAAAAAGAAGGAAUAGGUUGAAUUAUUAGAAAAAUAUUACUAAAUAAAUUAAAAUAUUGAUAAAAAAUCAAUUCACACUAAACUGAUUUAUAAAAUAAACAGUUGAGCUACUUUAGACUCCGUUUCGUGUGAAAUAUUGCCAUCUACUUGUCCUAGGUUAGGCCGUUAGUGCAUCAUGUUAUUAUUGGAAUAACAUGACAGAAAGGAAAAUGUGCAAGUUCUAUAAUUUGAACGUGCCUGAACGCCGUACGGCCGAAAGCGUGGGCUUGAACCACGGACAUAACGAUGAGGACGAUCGCAAUCCCGACGAGAGGGAUCCACUGGAACCUUACGUUCCACCACACGAGCACAGACUUGAGUAUAGCUACUGGAUGUGGUUCUCUAGACGACCACCCGCUAGAGAACUUGCUGCUACUACAGGUUAUGGGCAGGCUCUCAGGAUGGUUGGUCGUGUAGCGUCUGUGGAACAGUGGUGGGGUCUGUACUCUCACCUAGCCCGGCCCUAUGAACUCCCACCCUUAUCAGAUUUGCAUCUUUUCAAAUUAGGCAUUAAACCUAUGUGGGAAGAUCCAGCAAAUGUCAAUGGAGGUAAAUGGACAGUGAGACUCCGUAAGUCCCAAACUGUUCGGGCCUGGGAGGAUCUGUGCAUGGCAAUGUUGGGCGAACAGUUCAUGGUGGGGCCUGAGCUAUGCGGCGUUGUGCUGUCUGUUCGUUUUCAGGAGGACCACCUCGCCGUAUGGCACAGGACGGCGGCGGACACGGCGGCGUCGGCGCGCGUGCGAGAUGCCAUGCGGCGCAUCCUGCAGCUGCCCGCCUCCGUACCCAUUGAGUACAAGGCGCACGGCGACCGGCUGCGGGCGUCCGCGUCGCGCGCGCAGGACGACGAGCGCGCCUCGUAGCGACACGCCUCCGCGCGCCCCGCCCCGCCCCGCGACGCCACAUGACA
Aricia agestis (brown argus) is the source of this 981-nucleotide messenger RNA. RefSeq names its product eukaryotic translation initiation factor 4E type 2 (gene eIF4EHP). The transcript has 4 exons. Gene Ontology annotation, biological process: translational initiation. Gene Ontology annotation, cellular component: cytoplasm; eukaryotic translation initiation factor 4F complex. Gene Ontology annotation, molecular function: RNA 7-methylguanosine cap binding; translation initiation factor activity. NCBI's taxonomy places the organism in Eukaryota, Metazoa, Arthropoda, Insecta, Lepidoptera, Lycaenidae. The record is from RefSeq and is a predicted model, not a curated record. The coding region runs from base 230 to 934 and encodes 234 amino acids.